AUGGAUAAAACGAAGAACAUGAAUUCAACAAAUGGUGUUGUUGAGGAAUUUACCCUUCUUGGGCUAGCUAGCUUUCCUAAGUUGAGUAUUGUACUUUUUAUUCUUUUGUUUGUGAUUUAUAUUUUGAUAUUAACUGGAAACCUUCUCAUCAUGGUAACAGUACAUUUGGAGCCUCGUCUUCAUUCGGCCAUGUAUUAUUUUCUCAGCAAGUUGUCCUUUGUAGACCUCUGCUACGCAACAGUGACAAUUCCAAAAAUGCUAAAAGACUUCAUUUCAAAAAGUGACACAAUUUCCCCUAGUGGUUGCAUCACACAAUUGUUCUUUUUACAUUUCUUUGCUGGAACAGAAAGCAUUCUUCUAACAGUUAUGGCAUACGACCGUUACGUGGCGAUAUGUAACCCAUUACGUUAUGUUAAUAUUAUGAGCAAAACUGUUUGCUAUUGGCUCGAAUCUCUUUGCUGGACUGCAAGUUUUUUGCAUUCUAUCAUUCAGGUGGUUAUGGUAUGUCAGCUAACUUUCUGUGGCCCUAAUAAAAUAGACCAUUUUUUUUGUGACAUACACCCUUUGUCGGUGUUAGCAUGUUCUGACAUCUUCAUUAUUGAAAUCGUAUUUGUUGCAAAUAGUGGUAUGAUUUCUUUAAUCUGCUUUGUUGUACUGCUUGCAUCAUAUAUUGGAAUCAUCACCACUAUAUUAAAUACAUCCUCUUUGGAAGGGUUGGGAAAAGCCUUUUCCACAUGUGCCUCCCAUCUUAUUGUGGUAACCUUAUUUUUUGGACCAUGUGUGUUCAUUUACUUGAGACCACCUGUAUCUUAUGCAGCUGACAAAAUGGUGUCUAUAUUUUACACAGUGCUAACACCUCUGUUAAAUCCAGUUAUUUAUACUCUAAGAAAUCAAGAGGUAAAAAACGCUAUUAAAUCCCUUAUUGGAAAAAAACUUAAUAAAUAG
Molecule: messenger RNA, 945 nt
Organism: Pelobates fuscus (common spadefoot toad)
Lineage: Eukaryota; Metazoa; Chordata; Amphibia; Anura; Pelobatidae
Product: olfactory receptor 4Q3-like
Exons: 1
Coding region: 1-945 (314 amino acids)
Biological process (GO): G protein-coupled receptor signaling pathway
Cellular component (GO): membrane
Molecular function (GO): olfactory receptor activity; G protein-coupled receptor activity
Source: RefSeq, a predicted model, not a curated record